Messenger RNA from Rosa rugosa (rugosa rose), 710 nucleotides. RefSeq lists its product as uncharacterized. Lineage: Eukaryota; Viridiplantae; Streptophyta; Magnoliopsida; Rosales; Rosaceae. The transcript has 4 exons. The record is from RefSeq and is a predicted model, not a curated record. The coding region runs from base 15 to 710 and encodes 231 amino acids.
ACGAAGAUCAUGGGAUGAGAAAAUGGGACAUCCAGAAGCUGAUACAGAAUUGGACAAGUUUUAACAGCUUGAAAAAACUAGAGAAAAUCUUUGAAAACCUGAAGGAGGAUAGAGAGGAAUCAGAAUCCGAGGAAGAGGAGAAUAGAUCAGAUGAAGCAAAGACAGUUCCGGAAGGAGAGGAAAAAGGAACUGAUGAUCAGAAUUGUGAAAACAAAGAAGAUAACCUACAAGUUGAGGUGGCUGAACAGGAAACAACUUCAGAAAAAAACAAGUGGGAGAAAGAGCUUCAGAAAAAGGAGGAGGAGAUAAGAUAUAUCACUGUGGAGAAAGAUAAUUUGAAGACAAAACUGAACGAAAAGGAACAGGAACUAAGGAAAAUCACGGAGGACAUGAUGAAUCUGGAGGAACGAAAUGCUACACUUGUGACCGACAAUUUCUGCCUUGCAUCAUCGAGUAUACUUCUGGGAUGGAAGACAGUAUGGAGCACAAGUUUCAAGACAGGAUUUAAAAGACAUGAUCAUGGACGAACCGAUAGCAAGCUGUUGGAGAAAGAAUCACAAGGCUUGGAUGUCCCAACUUUUAUGAAUCCCUUGUGUUGGAAUUCUGCAGAAAAUUUGACGGUGUAUUAUGUACAUCUGUACCUAUGCGAACCACUGUUCCAGAAUCUGGCAAGAUCCAACUAUAUAUUCUUCCCAAUCUCACAUGAAUAA